This is a messenger RNA of Rhopilema esculentum, 1438 nucleotides long. RefSeq names its product betaine--homocysteine S-methyltransferase 1. Gene Ontology annotation, molecular function: betaine-homocysteine S-methyltransferase activity; zinc ion binding. The record is from RefSeq and is a predicted model, not a curated record. Lineage: Eukaryota; Metazoa; Cnidaria; Scyphozoa; Rhizostomeae; Rhizostomatidae.
CAAUCAGGACCAACGAGUCUACAAGUCAUGUGCUGGACUUAGGCGUUCCCAUAAUCUGAAAACAACAAUUGCACGACACACCGGCAUCAAGACUAUCACGGCAACAGUCAACCAGAUCGCUAGAACUUUUCAGACCCAGCAAAGGCAUUAAUCAUGAGUAACAAGCGUGGAUUGCUUGAGCGUCUAGAUGCUGGAGAGGUAGUCAUAGGAGAUGGAGGAUUUGUGUUUGCCCUUGAGAAGCGUGGUUAUGUUAAAGCUGGGCCUUGGACACCAGAAGCAUGUGUAGAACAUCCAGAGGCAGUUAAACAACUUCAUAGAGAGUUUUUGCGGGCUGGUUCAGAUGUUAUGCAAGCAUUUACUUUCUAUGCCUCUGAUGACAAGUUGAGCAACCGAGGAAACAAGGCUGGUAGUUAUGGGUGUGCAGAAAUCAACAAGGCUGCAUGUCGAAUUGCAAGAGAAGUUGCCAGUGAAGGUGGUGCUCUUGUGCUUGGUGGGGUAUGUCAGACUCCUUCGUAUCUUAGUGGACUAGGAAAAGCGGUUGUGCAAGCAGAAUUCAAGAAACAGUCAGAUGCAUUUGUGGAACUUGGUGUAGACUUUUUGCUUGCAGAAUACUUUGAGCACAUUGAAGAAAUGGAAUGGGCUAUUGAGGUGUUAAAAGCAACAGGACUUCCUGUAGCAUCAUCAAUGUGCAUAGGGCCAGAGGGUGACCUUCAUGGUGUGUCCACUGCAACUUGUGGAGUAAGGAUGGCACAAGCUGGUUCUGAUGUUGUGGGAAUCAAUUGUCAUUUUGACCCUGAUGUAGCACUUGCUGCUGUUGCAGAAAUGAAGAAGGGACUUGAUGCUGCAGGCAUCAAGAAGCAUUUAAUUGUCCAACCUUUAGGGUUUAAGACACCAGAUGUUAAUACACAAGGAUUCAUUGAUUUGCCAGAAUUUCCUUUCGCACUUGAACCAAGGAUUUGCACAAGAUGGGAUAUGCACAAAUAUGCUAGAGAUGCCUAUGAACUGGGAGUCAGGUACAUUGGAGGAUGCUGUGGCUUUGAACCUUACCACAUCAGGGCUUUAUCUGAAGAGCUUUCUAAGGAAAGAGGUAAGCUCCCAGAAGGAACAGAAAAGCAUGCCAUGUGGGGUGGUGGACUUCUCAUGCACACUAAACCGUGGGUCAGACAGAGAGCUAAGAAGGAGUACUGGCAGAACAUAAAGCCUGCAAGUGGUAGACCGUUUUGCCCUUCUAUGUCAAAGCCAGAUGCUUGGGGUGUGACAGCUGGUCAUAAACAUUUGGCACAGAAAAAGGAAGAAACCACUGAAAAUGAAUUGAAGGCUGAAAGCAAAGAACUUGUUGGUCACUGAAAACUAAGCAUUUUAUCACAAAGAUAGUUUUUUAAUAACUGAAAUCAAUGAAACCACUGUAGAUUUAUUUUGACUUAAAGAAACAAGCAAA